CCGAUAAUAAGGUAUGAUUUUUGCUACAUAUAUUUAUGUCAUUGAAUUGUAUUACUAUGUUAACUAUAUUAAUAUUAUAGAAUUUUACUGUAUUUAUUAGCAAUUGUUAUUUAUAUCUUGUACUUCAGUGGUCUAAUAUAAUAUAGAGAAUAUAUUUUGGAUGUAUUUUUAUUAUAAAAGAAAGGUUUCUAAAUACUUUAAAGUUGAUUUAUAAGAUGAUAAACAUUUGUCUACUCAUAGCAAGGUUAAUUUUACAAUUAGCCAAUAUUUCCUUUUUGAUUGCUUUUGUUAAGUGUGCUCUUUCCCCAAGGCUGGUACUUUCCUGUUUGAAAAUCCAACAAGAUAAUUCCCUACAAGGCCUUCCUAUUGUUUAACCUUGCACUGAGUCAUUGCAUCAUUCCUUAGGUUUUAACUUGGAGUAUUAUAGGAAUUAAUUGUGAUUGAUAGAGUGAUUUCUGGCUUUCUGAAAUAUAAAGAGUCAGGCAAUUGUGUACUUUCAAUAAAUUACAUAUUAUGCCAAAUCAUUGCUUAGUGCAGUAAGUAGUAAGCUUGGUCCACUACGGGACAUAAAUGGCUCUCUGGCUCCAGUAACUUAAUGGUUAUUUGCUAAACCAAUGCACUCCUUAACAAUAAAUGCUAAAAAUAAAAACAAUGUCUUGAUUUCAUUGUCUUUCACACUGUCUUCUUUGGCUAUUGAUAUUUUGCAAGCAGUGCUGCUUAGAAUGUAAAUUCUUUCUUGUUUGUUUAUUUUAGUUUUUUUAAAUUCUGUUUUAGGUUAGGUUAAAAGACUCCCUAGUCAGUUCUCUUCAGUUUUGUAAGGCUAAAGAUGCAGAACUUGCAUGGAUAGAUGGAGUUCUGGAUAUGCGAGUAUCAAAAGUAGACACAGGGGUAAUUUUGGAAGAAGGGGAACUGAGAGAUGACGGUGAUGACACUGAAAUGCAAGUAGAUGCACCCUCUUCAGAUUCCAGUGCUGUGGCACAGCAAAAGGCCAUUAAAAGCCUCUUUGGUGAUGAUGACAAAGAAAUCUGUGAGGAGAGUGAAAUUAUUCCUACUUUGGAGCCCUUACCACCCAAUGAGGUUCCUGGACAUCAGUCCGUCUUCAUGAAUGAGCCAAGAUUAUCUGAUUUUAAGCAAGUUCUAUUGCGAGAAGGAGUCCAAGCUGAAUUUGUGGGAGGAGUUCUAGUGUGUAAUAACUUGGUCGCUGUUCGCAGAACUGAAACUGGACGUAUUGGAUUGGAAGGUUGUCUCUGUGAAGAUUUCUAUAAAAUUAGAGACCUUUUAUAUGAACAGUAUGCUAUUGUCUAAGGAGAAGUGUAAAUAUAUGUGUGUAUAUAUA
Thamnophis sirtalis is the source of this 1336-nucleotide messenger RNA. Lineage: Eukaryota; Metazoa; Chordata; Lepidosauria; Squamata; Natricidae. The record is from RefSeq and is a predicted model, not a curated record.